Tupaia belangeri chinensis (Chinese tree shrew) is the source of this 5319-nucleotide messenger RNA. RefSeq names its product zinc finger protein 691 (gene ZNF691). Gene Ontology annotation, molecular function: RNA polymerase II cis-regulatory region sequence-specific DNA binding; DNA-binding transcription factor activity, RNA polymerase II-specific. Lineage: Eukaryota; Metazoa; Chordata; Mammalia; Scandentia; Tupaiidae. The record is from RefSeq and is a predicted model, not a curated record. Gene Ontology annotation, biological process: regulation of transcription by RNA polymerase II. The coding region runs from base 179 to 1033 and encodes 284 amino acids. The transcript has 2 exons.
ACAGAGGCGGCGCUGUCCCUGACCGAGCGGCGGGACUGAGUUAACUGAGGAUAUUUCUGAUGGAUGGUUCCACAGGGAAGGUGAACACCCCUUCAGCUGGAAUGAAAGAUGCACUGUGGUCUGGCCUGACCAAGGAAUAAAGGUGUUGGCCAUUUGUGUUCAUUCUCAGGGUUCAGAGAUGGGCAGUGAGAAGGAGCAGAGUCCAGAACCACACCUGCCUGAGGAAGGGGAAGGGGCUGAGCCUUGGAGAGUGGAUGACUCAGAGGGCUCUCAGACCCCACCUGGGGAGAAGGAGCAUGACCAGGAAAGCCUGUCAGAAAGGCCACAAGAAACCCAUCUCAAAAAGCCACGGCAGAAAGUCACUGUCCCAGCUCAAGAACCAGGAGACUCCAUGACUCAUCCAAGGCUUGAGGUAGACGAGAAGCCCUUUAUAUGUGCCCAGUGUGGCAAAACCUUCAAUAACACCUCCAAUCUGAGAACACACCAGCGGAUUCACACUGGCGAGAAGCCCUACAAGUGUUCUGAGUGUGGCAAAAGCUUCUCAAGGAGUUCUAACCGCAUCCGGCAUGAGCGGAUCCACUUGGAAGAGAAACACUACAAAUGUUCCAAGUGUCAGGAGAGCUUUCGGCGGCGGUCAGACCUCACCACACAUCAGCAAGAUCACCUGGGCAAGCGGCCAUAUCGCUGUGACAUUUGUGGCAAGGGCUUCAGUCAGAGUGCCACACUGGCUGUGCAUCAUCGGACCCAUCUAGAGCCAGCGCCCUACAUCUGCUGUGAGUGUGGGAAGAGCUUCAGCAACAGUUCCAGCUUUGGCGUGCACCACCGCACCCACACAGGUGAGAGGCCUUAUGAGUGUGCUGAGUGUGGGCGGACCUUCAGUGAUAUCUCCAACUUUGGAGCACACCAGAGGACCCACAGAGGGGAGAAGCCCUACCGGUGCACUCUGUGUGGGAAACACUUCUCCCGGAGCUCAAAUCUUAUCCGCCACCAGAAAACACACUUGGGCGAGCAGGCUGGGAAAGACUGCAGCUGAAGGAAGUGCCCAUUUAGAGAGUGACGGACCCAACUUAGUGGAGGAAGAUCUUUAGGAUCUGCUGCUACUUCCUUGACCUCAAGCCCUUCAUCCCACUUUGGAGAAUGGUUUCCUGUUGCCUCUGAAGCCAGGAUAUCCAGGAAGUCCUUAGAAGCAACUCUUGAGUAAAACUCUUUGCCUCUUUCCAGACAAUUUCUUGCCUGGGAAAGUCUGAGAACUAUAAUCUUUGCUUCACCUCCUUGGGGUAAAAGAGAAGUAGGAUAGGCAUGGUCAUGUCAUGAAGGUAAAAGUUCUCUGACCUUGUGAUGGGCAUCAUUGUCUAAAGGUUCUCCAGAUUGUGUAUGAACUGCUUAGAGAAUACCGCUGUGGCCUGCCAGUUCUCAACAACUUUGCUUUUAGUUUUCUGGGCCAGAGGAGCUGCCUUCCCAGUGGAAGGGGGCUCCUUGGUCUGGAGAAGAGGUCUGAGGUCCUGCUUUAGGAAUGAAAGGGAAGCCCUCAGGGAACCAUGAUCCAGGGACCUCUCCCAUGGUUGUCACUUGUUAUCUCCAUGCCAACCUGCCACUGUUUCCCCCAGAGUGAUUAGCAGUAAAACCCUUCAAUGAAAAGGACCUGUGUACUUAUUUGGGACGGUGGGGAACUGGGUAGAUUGUCCUACUGUAGCCCCUCUGGAAGGGAGUUGAAUUCUAAGAAAAACAGGUGGUUGGCUGCUCUGAAAAGCAAGGGAAAGCAAGCAGAGUCUAGGGCUUUUGAGAUCGGGAAAGGGAAAAGAACUAACAUUUAAUGAGUAUCCACUACCUGUAAAGUGUACCAGUCACAUUUACAUUCUUUAUCUCAUUUAGUUGUCACAGCAACCUGCAAGGGAAUAAAAUAAGGGAACAGAAGUGAGGAAAGAGAAGGUCACUUGCUGUGAAAGUCACAUAGCAGGUAUGUGUUAAAGCCAGAAUUCAAAGUUGGGUCUCUCUGAAUCCUAUCUGAUUAUCUUUUCCCUUACAUUCAUCUUGUUGUCUUCUGAUGGAGGAGUUACUUAGGCUGGCCUGGAGCUACUUAGCAGUCUGGCCUGGAGUCAUUGCAGCCUCUUGAUACGAAGACCAAAUGAGAACAUUUUCAACCUCAGAUUGACUGAGCACUUAUUCUGUGCCUAGGAAAAAUGGCAGUGGCAGGAAGUAGGAGUAAGGGGUGGGAUAAAAUGAGGGUAAUCUCAAAACCCAUAACGAGAGUCUUUUGCCUUUAGUAUCAAUAGUUUAGUCCUCAAGGCUGUGACAGCUUGGGAACUCCACAUGGCAAAUUCUGUGUUUUCUACAUGGAAGGUUAGUGUUCACCUAGCUCCUCUAACAAAUACAAAAGAUCCUUAUCUGCCUCUGUUGUCAAACUGAGGCCACUCUCUUCCAGAGUGAGGGUCCUUCAUUUGUAGCCAAGUGGCAGGAGGUGAUUCUGGCAUGAGGCUUGGAACUGACAGGACCCAUGAUCUGACAACAGAUGGGGACUCUGGAAGAGAUAUGGCAGAAAUUUCAUACUCAUCAUCUGUCAAGUAAGAGUUAUCUGCAUUUGACCUAUAUGGAAAUAGACUGACCGUGAAUUGCCCAAGAUUACAAAGCAAGUAAGUGGCAGGGCCAGGAACUGGACCUAUUUCUGGCCAAAUCCAAAGCCUGUAUUUUUUCCAACUGUAAAAGACUUCCCAAGUGAUUCCUUUACAUUUGGGCUCUCUAUAGUUUAUAAGGCACUUUUAAGUCCCACACGUCUUCUUAUUCCUUGAAAAAUCUCCACAUAAAAUACUUAAAACAUGUAGUCACCCAACUUGCAUGUGUGAAUUGGCACACACCCUAACAAUAAGUCAUCAUUUAUCAAACAUCUACGGAAUGCCAUUUAUUGUACACCAAUUAUCUCUUCUUACUAUUCUGAAAGGCAUUAGUGUCUUCAUUUUCAAGAUAAAAUUCUGCAAGGUUAAAUGGUCUGACCUAUUGGCAGAGUUGGGAUUUAAAUCAGGUAUGUCAUUCCAAGGCCAAGCUCUUAUACCUACAGUCAAGCUAGAUCUGCUACUCUCCUCUCAGUCUGGGGAGCUUGGUAUAAUUCUCCUUCCAGACCUGCAGCAUUAGUGAUAACUGCUGUGACUUUUUGGAGUCUCUGCUGCCAGUCAGGCCUAGGACUAGUGUACCAGGCAGCUGUUUGAUCUUGGGACACAAUUUCCUGUCCAGUCUCAUUUGGACUUUUUGACCUAGAGCAGAGGUGGUGUUUCUGUGUUGGUCUAUACUUUUGAGUCCUGACUGGUCCGUUUAUUCAUGGCCUUCCUUUUUUGUCAAAUUCCUGUAUUUUCUUCUUCAUUCCCUUUUUUCUUUUUCUUUCUUCUUCCAUCUGUCCUUUCUUUCCUUUUCUUCCUUUCUUUCCCCUGCCUUCUUUCUCUAGUACCUAGUAAUACUGACAUGAUAACAUGGCCUCUGUGUUUUCUAGUGUAAGAGGUUGGGACCUAAACCCAGAGUUACAAUGCAAGGUGAUAGAUGUCAUUACAGUUGUACCCAGGAUACUACAGGAGCCAGGGGAGAGUCUUAUCUUGGUUUUUACUGGACACUGGGGCCCAAAAGUAAGACAUAAUCCUUCCAGCAAGGAACUCAGAAGAAGAGCAACUCUGUGUACUGAGGGAAUGCAGGUAGGAAUGGCUCUUUAGAGGAGAUGGGAGGCUGAGAAGAUGAUUAAAUCUGGUGAAGAAUGAGUAGGUGUUUACUAGGUAAAGAAAAGGGAAGACGUUUUUGAAGGGGAAGGGGAAGGGGAAGGCCUUGUAUUAGUCAACAAAGGAGUGUUUGAGGUAGUUAAUGUUCUGUUGAGAAGAAAAGCUUGGUAAGGUAGAUGGGCCAGAUUAUGGAGGAUGUUGUAUGUUGGACUAAGAAAUUUUAGACUAUGAAUAAUAGAGAAUUUUAGAGCAGUAGAAUGACAUGAUUACAUUCACUCUUUAGGAAUAACAUUCAGGCUAGUGUAGAGAAUAAUUUGGGAACAUGUCAUAUGUGUAAGCCAGGUGUCAGUUGGGGCCCUUCUGAUUUACAGAGAGCUUUGUGUGAUUGCCUCAGGGUUUGCCAGUUCCACUGAAUGAGAAAGUUCAAACCUCCAUGUGGUUUCUGCACAUUCCUGGAACUUAGGACUCAUGGUCCCCUUUGUAUUAGGUUCCUGUGUGAUACAGCUGUCUCUAGUUUUCCUCCAUUACCGCUGUCACAGAACUCAGCUUCAUCAACUUCCCCAAGAAAUUCUAUCACAUCAAGAAGUUUGCAACUUUAGAAUCCCUUCUAGAGAUUGGGAAGGAUCACGUCAUGACAUGUCAUUAGUUUCCUCUCUUUCCUCUCAUCCCUGCUCUUAUCCCAUACUUCCUGUUUUGUCAUACAAGUCUGUGGGACAUCUUAAUAUAGAUGGUAUUUUACUAUUACCACAGAUCAUUUCCUUUCUACACAUUUUAACAUCUCCAAAAUUGAAAUAUGUCUUUAAUUGAUGUUCUAGAUGAAGUGAAACAUCAUAUUAAAAAAGAUAUGAGGCAGUAUCAGCAGGAUGGCAAAUAGGAAGCUCCAGUCCCUGUUCCUCAGUGGGGAACAAUUUAUAGACCAAAAUACCUUAUGAGAACUCUAGAAAUCAGUUAGGAAGUUUUGCUACCCUAGUCAAGUAUGGAGCCAAGAAGAGCCACAUUCAGCAGGUAAGAAGAGCCAUGUAAUUUUAUCUAUGAUUUCCCCUUCCCCAAACCAGUGAAGCUCAGCUCAGGUCACAGAUAUUCCCUUAGAGGAAAAAAGAGAAGAGUGGAAUGUAUAACUAGUAUUCUGGAUUUUUAGAGUGCUAUCCAAGGACUGGUUCCUCUCAAGAUUGGGAGAAGGCUUCCAACUCAGGACUCCUCCCAGGGAGGGAGAAGAGUAGAGCAUAUGUCUGAUAUUCCACCUUUUUGGAGAACUGCCCAAGGAAGUGAUAUUUAUUUUACCCACUUAAGGGUGCUGAUGGGGAACCAGUGUAAUUUGAAUACCUGGGGGCCACUAAGCACAAAGCAGAGAAUGGAGGCUUGCUGCUGUAGUUACAGAACCUGUAGUGCCAUAGUCAAACACUAGAGAGAACAAGAGAUGAGCUUUUGAAAAAAAACUGUAAAACCUCUCUAAUUAUAAAAUUACAAAUAUAAACCUAGGGAAUUCACAUCCCUUCAGAAAGAAUUCAGAGGCCCCUAGAAUCUAGAUGGGCUGUUUAUUGAAGGUAUUCCUAUGUAUGAAGCCAGUCCAUUAAAAAUUUAAAAAGAUUUUGGGACCAGCUGAUGGUGUAAUGGUUACGUCACU